Molecule: messenger RNA, 1185 nt
Organism: Fulvia fulva
Lineage: Eukaryota; Fungi; Ascomycota; Dothideomycetes; Mycosphaerellales; Mycosphaerellaceae
Exons: 2
Coding region: 1-1185 (394 amino acids)
Biological process (GO): transmembrane transport
Cellular component (GO): membrane
Molecular function (GO): transmembrane transporter activity
Source: RefSeq, a predicted model, not a curated record
AUGGUCGCUGAGCUAUCCGCGCUACAGCAGGUCGUCAACCUCCUCACGGGUCUCAAUGGCUUGCCGGCAGUCAUCGUUCAAUGCUUCAUCACCACGAUUUAUACCGCUGCAGGAGGCUUCCGAGUAUCAUUUGUCACGGACAACGUCCAGGGAGCGAUGGUCCUACUCUUCCUGAUCAUCGGCACCGUCACGAUCGCAGUGACCGUCAACAUCGACACCUCGCUCAUUCCAGUGUCAAACUACUUGGAGCCAAGUCUGCUCGGGUGGCAACUUAUCUACGUACUCCCAGUCGCCAUCUUGACGAAUGACUUCUUCCUGUCUGGUUUCUGGAUGCGAGCUUUCGCUUCGAAGACUGACAAGGACUUGUGGAUUGGAGUAUGCAUCUCGGCCGUAGUCGUGACGAUCGUCGCGACACUUGUCGGUGUAUCUGGUCUUAUCGCUGGAUGGUCUGGAGUACUUGGUGUUCCUCCUGUUGCUUCUGGAAUGGAGCUGUUCACACUGCUCGGUACACUCCCGGCCUGGGUCGUGGGCAUCAUUCUUGUCAUGGUUGUGACUCUUAGCACAGCCGCUUUCGACUCACUGCAGUCAGCCCUCAUCUCCACCGGCUCGAACGACUUCUUCCGAAACAAGCUCAACAUCUGGAUCGUUCGACUCAUCGUCGUGAUCCUGAUCGUCCCGACCGUCGUCGUUGCAUUGAAAAGUCCCAGCGUCCUUCAGAUCUACCUCAUUUCCGACAUUAUCAGCGCCUCUAUCAUUCCAUGCCUCGUCAUCGGUCUGAGCUCCAAGGCAUACUUCUGGCGCGGCUUCGAGGUAGUUGUUGGAGGACUCGGCGGUAUUCUUUCCGUGUUCUUCUUCGGACUGGUGUACUACGACGGCAAUGCUUCGAGAGCUGGUAAUCUCCUGAUCUUGACUGAGGGUCUGUACGCCAGCGACUGGUCGGUGUUUGGAGCUUUCGUGGCUGCUCCCGUCGGUGGUCUGCUCUUUGCUAUUGCAGGCUGUGCUAGCAGGCUGGGGUUCGAGUGGGCCAUGGCAAAGGUCCGUGGUACCCGCUUCACUGCACUCGACCGUGACGAGGCGCCUGCCGCGGCCUUUGAGCCCGAGGAGAGGUACAGUGUGGAUGAUGCUGCGUCGGCGGGGCCAUCGCAUGGGCGCAAGAGUGGUGUUAUGUUCACGAAGCAGCCAUAG